This is a messenger RNA of Quercus robur (English oak), 480 nucleotides long. Its product is annotated as subtilisin-like protease SBT4.2. Lineage: Eukaryota; Viridiplantae; Streptophyta; Magnoliopsida; Fagales; Fagaceae. Bases 1 to 480 code for a protein of 159 amino acids. The record is from RefSeq and is a predicted model, not a curated record. The transcript has 2 exons.
AUGUAUAUGAAGAAAGGUGAAUUCGCUUUUGGUGUUGGACGUAUCAAUCCAAUGAAAGCAAUAGAGCUUGGUUUGGUUUAUGAAGCCUUGAAAGAAGACUACAUAAAAUGCUUUGUCGCAUUAACAUUAGGACGUGUUUGCAAGGAUGUUAAAGGAUCUCAAAAGGAUCUCAAUUACCCAUCAAUGCAAGCUCUUAUUGAGUCUGGCAAAAGUUUCACAGACGAAUUUUCCAGAACUGUAACAAAUGUUGGCCCUGUUGGCUCAACAUACAAGGCAAAAGUCAUUACAGUUUCUCAUAUAAAUGUAAGUGUGAAACCUAGCGCCCUCUCUUUCAGGUCAUCUGGUGAGAAGAAUUCUUUUGUUGUGACAGUGUCUGGGAAAGGAUUGCCAAUAAAAAUAAGGGUAUCUGCAUCAAUCAUGUGGUCAGAUGGCACCCAUAAUGUGAGAAGUCCAAUUGUUGUGUACACAAAUGAAGCCUAG